GACUGAACGAUUCGUCAGCACGCAAGGGCUUCCUAGUUCAGACAAAAAUUGAUUGAAGCUAAAACUAUAGUUAUUCUGAUCAUUUUGGGAUUUGAGGCUUCAAUUCAGCUACUAUAAUUAUUAUAUUUAGUCAGAUACAUAUUAAGAGAAGUAAAUUUGUCACCGAUUGUCAGUACUUCAAUGAAUUCCGCAAAUGUUAAUGUUCUGUGCACUAGUCGUGAGGUGAUUUCUUCAUACCAGACACACAAUAAUGACUGUCAUAAUGGUGACGAGGAAGCGCUGGAAGUUCUGCUGCAGAAAAUUUAUAGUCUGGAAAAUGAACGGCGGAUUCUAAAGCUUCGUCUUGAGACUGUGGAAAGCGAUUACGAUGCUCAAGUAAAAGAACUACAGACAGAUAUAAUUGCUAUGCGUAUUGACCUCAAAAAAGAAAAGAAAAUGUGUAGACAGAUAGAACGAGAGAAGAAUACUACUAUUGCUGAAUUAAUGCAACAAAAUCAAUCUUUAAUUCACCAGCUUAAUUCUUCCAGUGAAAAUGAAGCUCUUUUAAAGGAAGAAAUGUCUACUUUGAGAUCUGAGUUUUUAAAGCACAAAUCGUCUAUGCAAGAACAUGUUCAAUCAAUAGAGUCUUUGCGACAAGAAAUCACUAAAUUACGUGAGGAAAAGAAUCACUUAGAGAAUCAGUUAAACACUGUCAUGGAGGAAAGAAAUAACAUUUUGGAAUCACUCAAAGAUUCUUAUCAGGAAAUAGGAAUUAUGAGACAUGUAGCUAACGAACAUGUCACUACUAUAAAUAUUCAAGAUGCAGAAAUUACGAGGCUUCAAGAGACAGCUAGUAUACUUCACAAUCGGCUUCAUAAAUUGUCAAUCCAAACAAGUGAACAGAUACCGGGCAGUAAUGAAAGUGACCAUGUGAAACCAGUGACCUCGCAUCCACAUCGUUCUUUAAUGGCUGAACUGGCUGAGCAAAAAAUGAUUCAAGCAGAGAACUAUAGUUGUUUGCCACCGACGUUGGAGGAUGAUGAUGACGUUGAAUUUGAAAUGGAUGACAAUGCAUAUAUGGCUUACUUAUCAUGUUUUGAUCAAGAUAUUCUUGCAGAUAGUUCAGUACCAUCGAACUCAAACGAUACUCCAUUGGAAUCUUGUAACAUAAACACGAAGGAAGCAUUUAUAAAUGAGCUGAGGUCAGAGGUAACAGAAAUUUAUCAACAGAUGAACAAAAUGUGUGUGGAACUAUGUGCUCUUACUGGAAUGAAACAAGAACCACUCAGCAAAGUUGGUACUCAUACUCCUGAUGAAUUGGCUAUGGUUGAAAUGGAUUUCCGCUUAGGCUCAUUACGUUCUGUACUGACUGAUUUACGUGGACUACUGAGAGAUUUGAGAAUUGAAAUUCCAGAACAGUCUACAUCAUCAAACCCAUCGAAGGAAACGGUACUAUCGAAUGGAAAUAAAUCAGAGACAGUUGAACUUCUUCGAACGUCCGAUUCAACCAAUGAACAGAAUCCAAUUUCUAAUUAUGAAAUAGAAUGUCAGCUUGUUCGUUCAGAACGUGAUGCACUGGCAGCUGAACUAUUGAAUGCACAACAAGAACUUCUUGAACUGAAAAGUCAAAUUGAAAACGGUCCAGGAAACGAUGGUGAAGUGCAAAAUUGGCAAAAUACCAAAGGAAAUAAUUUUACAGCUAACUGGGAGGAGUUCGAAGAAGAAAAAUAUGAAUUUGAAAUGCCUCUCUAAGUUAUUCAAUUUCAUUGAAUAUGGUAUAACUCUGAGCUGUCAUACUUGUUUUGCAUAAUGUAACAAAAUAUUUGCUUCCUGUUUUUCUUCCUCAAUUGUGUGUAUGUGCGUAUCAUUUUGCAGUACAAUGAACAUGAUUAUAAUUAUCAUCUCCACAGACAGCUAAAUCAAUUUACUAUCAAUUUGCUUUUCUUCUUAUAAAAAUAUUCUGUGAUCUCAAACUGAUUGCAUUUAGCAUUCUUUUUUUUUAUACUUCCUAUUAUUUAUACUUUUAUCAUCAAAUAUUCAGUGGUUUGAAAUUAAAUAUAUGCUAUUCAAACAUGAAAACUUAGUGUCGUUUUUUUCACAUUAUCACAGCUAACUAUUUUUAAAAUAUGCUUAUCACUUUGACAAACAAUAGAGUGAAAUAGUUAUUUCAAAAUAGAAUACUAUG
Messenger RNA from Schistosoma turkestanicum, 2164 nucleotides. The record is from the annotation of a GenBank genome assembly. Lineage: Eukaryota; Metazoa; Platyhelminthes; Trematoda; Strigeidida; Schistosomatidae.